AUUCCGAUUUGCGUCUAAGCAACCUCCUAAAGAUUGGUCAGCUUCGGCAAUCAUUCCAUAGCUCUCUUCGAAUUUCUUCUAUACCCACCGUCCGAACUUGGCUUUCCCAAGAAUCAAAAGGGCUGACACGCUCGUUCUUGAUUUUUUACCAACCCUUUGGGGGGUUCGAUCACAUACGGCAAUCGGACAACGAGGCAACAAAGUCUUUCUCUCUGUCUGUCUGGGACGGAGGUUUCGGAGUUUAUGGUUUCUUUUCUCUGUCCACGGCGGUGAAUGAUGUGGGGUUGAUCAAUCGUUAGGGGGGUUCGCGGGGUUGCUGAAGAAAAAGGGGUGUGAUCUCUCCGGCAUCAGUGGGGGGCACCAGAAUGGCCGACACCGGUCGUCCUCUGAUCUCUGUUCAUCCCGAUGAGCUCAAAUUCACUUUUGAGCUGAAAAAGCAAAGCUAUUGCGACCUCAAAGUUGUGAACAACACAGAACACCAUGUUGCAUUUAAGGUUAAAACGACUUCACCUAAAAAGUACUUUGUACGACCAAACUCUUGUACAUUACAACCUCACGAUGCUUGUCUAAUAAGAGUUACUCUCCAAGCCCAACAAGAAUACCCGCCUGAUAUGCAAUGCAAGGACAAAUUUCUUCUUCAAAGCACCAUAGUGCCUUCUAAUACUGAUGGCAAAGAACUUUCGCCUGAUACUUUCAAUAAGGGUGGCGGAAGAUUAGUAGAGGAAUGCAGACUCGGAGUUGCUUAUAUUUUUCCCAGCUCACCUCAAGAAAAGUCUGAAGAGGAAGCCUUUCGGGGCUCGAUGCAAAGUUUUGAUGAUGACGCGAGUCUGGCUUUGCAGCGGAUAAAGGACGAGAGAGAUGCUGCUGUUCGGCAAACGCAAUUGUUGCAGAAAGAUCUUGACAUGAUGAAAACACAGAGAUACCGAAGAAGCGGCCGAGGCUUCUCCUUCAUGUCCGCACUUGCCGUGGCUUUCGUCGGUGUGAUGAUUGGAUUCGUGUUAGCCUUCCUCUACUCGUCCCCGUCUGCAGAAUGAGUAGCUACCGGUCAAAGCUGCAACAGGCAGGUGGUUGGUUUAGUUCCUUGUAAAAAAAAUUCAAGCCCGGUUAGAAUGUUCGCUUUGUUUGCUUUAUUCUUUCUGUAGAUCUUCUCCCCCCGCGUCUGCAGAGUCUAUUACAUUGCAAAUAGUCUCUUUUCAAAUUUGCAGAAAACGCGAAGCUGGUAUGGAAGUCCUCCUAUGCUAGGCUUCAAACUAAACAUGGAAGUCAGGAUAAUAAUCACAGUGUAUCCAUAGAACAUGAUCUAGCCAGAGCUUAUCUUGUUUU
Syzygium oleosum is the source of this 1323-nucleotide messenger RNA. RefSeq names its product vesicle-associated protein 2-1-like. Gene Ontology annotation, biological process: endoplasmic reticulum membrane organization. The record is from RefSeq and is a predicted model, not a curated record. Gene Ontology annotation, cellular component: endoplasmic reticulum membrane; plasma membrane. Lineage: Eukaryota; Viridiplantae; Streptophyta; Magnoliopsida; Myrtales; Myrtaceae. The coding region runs from base 366 to 1034 and encodes 222 amino acids. The transcript has 8 exons.